UCAUACAGCUCCCUAAUUCUAUCCCUGUCUCUCUCUCUCUCUCUCUCUCUCUCUCUCUUCAACAAUACGCCACCCACCUCUCUCUCAUUUCAAAUUUCGUAUUUCAAAGUUCCAACCCUUAAUUUUGAAUAAAUUGAAAUUACGCUAUGUCUUCACAACAAACCACCGGCGGCGGCGGUGGCGGUGGUUCAUCGAACAACAAUGCAGUCGAUUUUGACCUACCCGAUGAAAUUCUGGCGGUUAUUCCAACGGACCCAUACCAUCAGCUGGAUCUCGCUCGGAAGAUAACUUCCAUGGCUAUCGCUUCUAGGGUUUCGUCUCUUGAAUCUGAUACUGGUCGUCUUCGUCAGAAGCUUCUAGAAAAGGAUAGGGUUAUUAAUGAGCUUGAGGAUCGUGUUUCCACUCUCACUCGUGCUUCUCAACAGGCUCAUUCUGCGUUAAAUAACGCCGUUGAAGAAAAUGUAAAGCUUACGAAGGAGAGAGAUGAAUUGGCAGCAACAGUGAAGAAGCUAAGUCGUGACUUUGCAAAGUUAGAGACAUUCAAAAAACAACUGAUGCGGUCGCUAGCUGAUGACAAUCCUCCUCAAGCUGAAACCAUAGAUAUUAGAACCUGUGACCAAGCCGUUCCAAAGGAUGAUGAUGUUAAUGGCUAUACAACUCAUAAUUCAUACCGUGGCUCUGCAGAUGUCGGUAAAACAAUUGAUGAAGCUCCCAGGUAUUCAGGACAAAAGUUUUCUUUGACGCCUUAUAUCACACCACGUCUUACACCAACUGCAACUCCAAAAACGGCAGGUUCUCCUCGAGGAUAUUCUGCUGCUGUAUCACCCAACCAAACAUCUGGUGCCACCUCUCCCUCAAAAGUCUCAUAUGAUGGACGGUCAUCUCUCUCUUCAUGGUAUCCAUCAAGUCAGCAGUCAUCAGCAGCAAAUUCUCCACCUCGAGGACGAUCAAUUCCAGGUCGAACUCCAAAGAUUGAUGGAAAGGAGUUUUUUCGUCAAGCAAGGAGCCGCCUUUCAUAUGAGCAAUUCAGUGCAUUUCUUGCUAACAUAAAAGAAUUAAAUGCUCAGAAACAAACAAGAGAGGAAACUUUGAGAAAGGCAGAUGAGAUAUUUGGGUCAGACAACAAAGAUCUUUACUUGUCUUUUCAAGGAUUGCUUAACCGGAAUGUACGCUAGGACUGAAGACAACACUGAUUGUAAUUGUAUGAGUUGGUUACUGAUCCAAGUCAGCAUUUUUGGACUGAUGUUCGACUCAUUUCUCUUUGAUUUACUGAAUCAAAAUCCAACUAAGCACUGAUUUGAGCAAUUGAAUUCAAGACUAUAUACAUUUAAUCUUGGAUUUUCAUUUUCUGAAUAUUUUUAUAUUCCCUGUUGUAUGUUGUGUAUAUAGAAUCUUGCAAUUUUCUUUCUGAAUGGUAUUCACAUCAUAUUCGAAAUGCUGAUUGAGUUUUGAAUAUUUUGUUUUUUGUACUCACUUGUACUAUAAUGUGAAUUUUAGACAAAUCUCUGUAUCUUUGCUCAGUGAUAUUCAAAUGCAGGGUGUGUUCAUUGGAGAAA
Molecule: messenger RNA, 1556 nt
Organism: Medicago truncatula (barrel medic)
Lineage: Eukaryota; Viridiplantae; Streptophyta; Magnoliopsida; Fabales; Fabaceae
Exons: 10
Coding region: 147-1175 (342 amino acids)
Source: RefSeq, a predicted model, not a curated record